AUGCCGGUGAUCUCAAUCGAUGGCCAUCAAGCACCACAAAUUGCAUUUGGGCUCGGGUCAUCCUGGUCAAAAGGCGGCGACGGGGGUGUCAGUCGAAAGGUCGUGGACACUAUCAAGAUGGCUGUUGGCGCAGGUUUUACCCACCUUGAUUGCUCUGAUGGUGGCUAUGGCACUGAGAAAGACCUCGGGGUUGCUAUCAAGGAGCUGGAACACGAGAUGCAUGUAUCCCGCUCCUCCAUCCACAUCACCACCAAGUGCAUGACUCUUCCCCACGACCCAUCAACAGCGUUAAAAGCCAGUCUCCAAAGACUCCAACUUGACUAUGUGGACCUAUACCUCAUCCACGCACCGUUCGAGUACAAAACCGCAGAGCAGAUACAGGCCGCCUGGGCACAAAUGGAAGCACUCCGUGAAAAAGGCCUGGCUCGCUCCAUUGGGGUCUCCAAUUUCCGGCCCGUGGACCUCGUGCCCAUCUACAAUACCUGCAAAGUGCCUCCUGCCGUGAACCAGAUGGAAUGUCACCCGUAUCUCCAGCGCCGCGAACUAAACCAGCUGAUGCGAGAGCAUGGCACGAAGACGUUCAGCUACGGACCGCUGGUUCCUCUCCUCAAGGUGGAGGAUAGUGGUAGUAAACCGUUAUCUAGGUACCUUCAGACCCUUGCUGCGAAAUAUGGGGUUUCUGCAGAUAAUAUUCUCAUGCGAUGGCAGCUGGAUCGCGGAUAUGGAGUUGUGAUUACUGCAACCGAAGAGUCGAGACUUCAUGAGUAUCUCCAAAGCAGUACAUUCAUGCUUGCCCCAGAGGAGCGGGAGGAGAUUGAGCGUAUUGGGUUGGACUUCCAUUUUCGCUCGUAUUUGGUGGGAGCUGGCAAGUUUAGCCGGGAGGAUCGUCUCUGA
Messenger RNA from Penicillium chermesinum, 894 nucleotides. RefSeq lists its product as uncharacterized. Gene Ontology annotation, cellular component: cytosol. The transcript is spliced from 3 exons. Lineage: Eukaryota; Fungi; Ascomycota; Eurotiomycetes; Eurotiales; Aspergillaceae. The coding region runs from base 1 to 894 and encodes 297 amino acids. Gene Ontology annotation, molecular function: aldose reductase (NADPH) activity. The record is from RefSeq and is a predicted model, not a curated record.